Molecule: messenger RNA, 357 nt
Organism: Fusarium pseudograminearum CS3096
Lineage: Eukaryota; Fungi; Ascomycota; Sordariomycetes; Hypocreales; Nectriaceae
Exons: 2
Coding region: 1-357 (118 amino acids)
Source: RefSeq, a predicted model, not a curated record
AUGGACGAGAAACAGCCUUCUCAAAGAGUCAUGUCGCCAAUCCAGGCUCGCCGCAGUCGCCCUACCAUGACACUGAUCGUCAUGGCUAUUGUGACAUACACCUUUUGGAUAUGGCAACCCUUCAGGCCUCUCAUAGACGAUGAGUCUUGGGUUCACAUCACAAACGACGAUAUUCAAACUACCGAUGGCCUCGUACCUUUGGAAGCACACAUCAUGAGCAAAUGCCCCGAUGCAAAGGAUGCUCUCGAAUUAUUGGUAUUGCCUGUCAUGCAGCGCGUUCAUGACAAGGUCAACUUUACUCUAUCUUACAUCGGCCGGUAUAUCCAUUCUCAACUCCCUCCCUCGUGUCUCAACUAA